This is a messenger RNA of Manduca sexta (tobacco hornworm), 4514 nucleotides long. It is a transcript of the gene Hydr2, whose product is annotated as abhydrolase domain-containing protein 2. Gene Ontology annotation, cellular component: sperm plasma membrane; sperm flagellum. The transcript has 7 exons. Bases 134 to 1441 code for a protein of 435 amino acids. Gene Ontology annotation, molecular function: monoacylglycerol lipase activity; acetylesterase activity. The record is from RefSeq and is a predicted model, not a curated record. Gene Ontology annotation, biological process: medium-chain fatty acid biosynthetic process; medium-chain fatty acid catabolic process; acylglycerol catabolic process. Lineage: Eukaryota; Metazoa; Arthropoda; Insecta; Lepidoptera; Sphingidae.
GUAGUUUCUGUUGUGUUGUGUGGCGGGUGGAUGUGUGUUACUUCCUCUAUAAUCUGAGGAGUAAUAUUUACCGAUAUUAUGUAGAUAUUUCCUUCCUAUCAUCAAUCUCCGCUCACUGAUCGAUUACCUGAAAAUGUCGACGGUUCUCUUGGCUGUGGUUGCUGUAAUAUUGUGUGUACUCUUUCGAAUACUGAACGUGAACAGUCAACCUCAAAAACCUGUGAUAUAUGGAAGGGAUAGAAGCUUUAUUGAGAAUGUCUUAUUUGUUUCACCUUUCCUGAAUGAACCUUACAUACCUACUCGUCUAUGGGGCUUCAGCGGACAUGUUCAGACGAUCCUUCACAGCUUGAUCGGGCGCGUCCGGUGCCCUUGGCCUAUCGGUGGGCGCAUCUCCCUAGUUCUGCCCGACAAGUCGACCCUCACUUACGAUUUAUACGAACCAGUGGGCUCGGAACAUGAAGAUGACGUGACAGUGGCGAUCUGCCCCGGCAUCGGGAACACCUCCGAGAGCGUGUACAUUCGAACCUACGUGCACUAUUCACAAUGCCACGGGUACCGGUGCGCGGUGCUGAACCACAUCGGCGCCCUCAACAGCGUGCCAGUGACAGGCACACGCAUAUUCUCGUACGGACACACAGAAGACUAUAACUAUAUGAUUGAAAAUCUAUUGGAGCGAUAUCCUAAUACAAAGUUAAUUCUAGUCGGCUUCAGCCUUGGUGGUAAUUUGAUUACGAAAUACCUGGGCGAAGACAGGAAAAGACCAAGCAACAUAAUAGGAGGCAUUUCCAUAUGUCAGGGAUACAACGCUAUUGACACCAUGGUAUACCUGCUUCAAUGGCAGAACUUCAGACGUUUUUACCUAUACAUAAUGACAGACAACCACCGCAACAUCAUCACCAGGCACAAGAGAAUGCUGCUGAGUCCAGAAAUGAAGAGCCGAUGUAAUCUCGACGAGAAAAUGAUCGUCUCCGCUGGUACAUUGCCUGACCUCGAUGAAGCUUAUUCUAGAAGAGUUCACGGCUUCGAUUCAGUGGCGGAAUUGUACAAGUGGAGUUCGUCGGCUUUUUACUUGCACAACAUAAAAACUCCGAUGAUAUUCAUCAACGCACGCGACGACCCCAUUGUUCCCGAACCAUUGCUGCCGCUUAUUAGGGAAUUUGUUAGUUCACGCGAUAAAUCCAUGUAUCUGGAGCUGGCUCAUGGUGGACACUUGGGUUUCUACGAAGGAGGCUUGAUAUACGCCAACCCAGUGAACUGGCUGGACCGCGCGCUCGUGGGCCUCGCCGGCGGGCUCCUCAUGGCACACAACAAGUGCUCGCCCAAAGACGCCAGCGCGCUGGAGAACGAAUGCAACGUGUCGGACGACGAGCCAGAUCUCAUCAAGUCUGCCACCAUCGUAUACCGUGAUCCGUUUGAAAAGAUCGCGCAGAAAACAUUCUGAAUUAUAGCGUGUACAAUGUGACUAAAGCUCAAAGAGCGUUUUCGUAGAUAUCUACAGAGUUAUUUAUUUAUACACAAUAAUAUUCGGGAUGUUUAGAAGACCAUCCAGUUACGUAUUAAAAUAUUCGUGAAUACUUAAAUAUUUUUGUGUCUAGAAUUAUUUAUCGGGCGGUAGCGUAUCGAUGUUUAAUAUUCGACGUGACUACUUCAAAUCCUCGUAGAAUUUAAAUAUGAUAUUGAAUCAAUAGUAUUCGGGGGACAUGAUUAGUCCCGAUAUGACAUUCCUAGUGAGUGUACGCACGGAGCGUGAAAAUCUAUAGAACUUUAUCCUGAAUUAUGAACCUUUGGUGUGGUCUUCAAGUAGAGGCCUUGAUCACGCCUACCAAAGUUUUAGUACGGAAUUUAGUAGUUCCUGAUUACAUGCCCUAAGUAAGAUAUGAAAUAUUUUGUGUACGUUUAUAAAUAUGGCGUAAUUUGAACAUGUUAUUUAUUGAUAAGAUUGCGAUGUUAAUGAAAAAUUCAAGGGCCAUUAGAUGUGAAAUUCAAAAGAUCUGAUUCUAGUUGCUGUUGAGCGAGCCUAAGUAGAAUAAAGAGAUAUUCGAUUAACGUCCGUUUUAUAUUUAAUGAUAAUUUGAGGCCUAGAUGAAGGCUUGAAAAUUUUAUUGUUGCUAUGUAUGAAUGAUUGAAUGGGCCCUUACUUAACGUGAUAUGUAGCUGGUGAUUUUAUUUAUGUACUUUUGCAUUUUAUUUAAAAUAUUUUUAUAGUAUGGCAAUAUAGGACUUUCUUUUGAAGACAUACUUAUUGUCUUUGAACUAAUAAAAAUAAAUGUAUCGUUGACUUAUCCCAAUCUAUUUGCUAAACUAUAAGUCGCUACAUAACUAUUGCAUUAAAACGUUAAAUGGAUUAUUGUGUUCUAGUCCUAAUUAUAUUAUGUCUUCAAAAGAAUUCCAUAUAGCAUUAACGUAACACCUUGUUAUUUUGUGAUAAAAGUAAUAGCACAUUAUCAGUAUCUUAUAUACACGAUGAAGUUUUGUGUCACUACAUUUCCAAGUGAUAUGACACUUCACAAUAGUACAAAUAAAUUGAAAGCACAAAUCCUCGUUUCUGUUCCUAAUAUCAUGUCUAUUUGUUUGGAUUGUUUUGUAUGUUUGUAUUUGAUGUAACACAUAGAAACAUAAUGAGAUCAACAAUAUGAGCUGUGGCACUAUUGUAUUUGACAUUCCAUUAAAAUUUUCCAAGAUAUUGCAUUUGUUUUCUUGUCUGAGUAUGGCACUCUGUAACUGAAUUGGCUUCUUUAUUUUUUACUGAAUGAUAAGAACAUUGGUGUUGGUGUGGAAAGUUUUCAAGGCACUUUGAUUUGGCUGCGAUAUCAAUACAUAUAAUUGUGGAAAAUUCCAUCUUUGAUUUAACAUUACUACAGCUGUCUUUCGAUUGGGUGGACUUGGAUGUGACGUAUAUUAAUAAUUUGAACUAUAUUUAAACAUCUGUUAAUACUCUAAAAAAUGUAAAAUUAAAUAUGGAAGAUUUGUAUAAUAUUGAUCAUCGCUAUGUUUCUCUGUGAGUUAAAUUAUUGAACAAUUAUGAGAACUUAAUAGCUUAUGCCAAUUUUUACGGCAGUAAAUAGGCUAAUCAUAAUCUUUUACAUAUCUUGUCACGCUAGGCCUGUGAAAACAAAAUAAUAAUAAUUACGAAUGCUCGUGACCAAAUAGAGUUAGGCCAUAAAGAUUGGCAUCAGCUACAAAGUGUCGCUUGGGUAAUUUAUUCGCCGAGUGUAUCUGGUCAAACCUUAUUCACACUAGUGACUUUUGUGCUUGCGAUUAUUUUUUCGCGGGCUACGUGUGUAAUACUCUUACUUGUUACGAUCACUGCUCACCGAGCUUUGUCUACAUGUGAUCCUUGUUCACUCUGCGCACCCAACAAAAUAUAGUCCUUGCAAGCAUCAAAUUCAAUAAUGUGAGAGAACUUUUUAAGCAAUUAAUAUUACAUUUUAAAAUAAUGCACAAUUGCAAAUCUGUAUUGGUCUCAUUGUAGGCACAUAACUUGAAACCUGUUAUAUAUAUGUAAAAUAUGUAGGUACUAUGAGAUUGUAGCACUGGGUGCAUAAAAAUGUAUGCCAUUUUAUUCGUGAUAUAAAGAAGAAAUUAAUGAGUCUGCUCAAUGUGCGUACGAUUGAGAUGUUACUUGAUGACAGCUUGCACAGAAAAAUAUGUUCAAUGUUGAUAUUGAAGUCUUUAAUCACUAACAUUUAAUUAUAAUGCUGGUUACAAACGCAUGCGCUUCGAGAAUUUUCUAUGCGAUCGAGCAGUUCAGUUCAAAUCGUAUAGAAUUUUUGCUCCAUUUGGAGAAUAUGAAGAAUCAUAUGAUUCUGGGUAGUGACUUUAUUACGUAAAAUUCAUUUUGCGGUAGAAGUCUCUAUUAAUUAUUUUAAAAUAUGUAAUCAGCUUAUGUUUCGCAUUAACUUGCUAUUUUAAAUGUUUGGACUGUUAAAAUAUUAUGCUCUUGUAGACUUCGUCUAUCUAUAUAAUUUACUUCGGAGAGCAUUCAUAAUAAUAUCUACACCAAGUGAUCUCAUGAAUGGUGAUUACGUGUCUGCAUACGAUGGUGGUUAUUAUUAGUUUGAUGCCUUUUUCUUAUUCCAAUGCGUUAAAUGCCUAUUUCACGAAGAUUUAUUGCACAAAUACAUGUUUCUUGCCUACGUUUGUUUUAUGAAUUUCUGAUCUAUGUAAGUAGAAGUGGUCAAUGCAUAAUUUCGGCGGUUAUAUAAUGGAUUAACUUACAAUAAAUCGAAUAUAAAUUUUAAUGAGCCGUCCAUAUUAUGUCGAUGACAUUUUUCCAACUGUAUAUAUGAUUACUGAACAUGCUAUACUUUUGUUUAAUAUUAAUUGUUUUUGGCACACAACAAAGAAGUCCAGCAUUUAGUAUUGACCAUUUUUCUUUUUUACGGGACCAUUUAAAUAUGAAUUAUUUGUUUAAAUGAAGGAAUAUAUGUUUAAUUUAAAAUAUUUUUCACGAAAUAAUAAAUAGUGACAAGCAUUUCAAAAUGAAACCUUUGCAAUAAUAUAUCCAAACAUGA